Molecule: messenger RNA, 1473 nt
Organism: Calliphora vicina (urban bluebottle blowfly)
Lineage: Eukaryota; Metazoa; Arthropoda; Insecta; Diptera; Calliphoridae
Gene: por
Product: Protein-serine O-palmitoleoyltransferase por
Exons: 1
Coding region: 16-1449 (477 amino acids)
Biological process (GO): Wnt protein secretion; protein palmitoylation; lipid modification
Cellular component (GO): membrane; endoplasmic reticulum
Molecular function (GO): Wnt-protein binding; palmitoleoyltransferase activity
Source: RefSeq, a predicted model, not a curated record
AUUUGGCUUGGAUUAAUGGAUUACUAUUACUAUGACCAAGAAGGUGAUGAUGAACUAGAGGACAAUGAAGAUUAUGAAUACGACUCAAUGGUACUGCCGGAUGAAGAAUCAUUUAAGGAUGUCUAUGAAGGUUGCAUUAAAUCUUCCAAUCAGCAAGUGCAACAAUAUAUAUUAGUUCUUUUGGGAUGCGGUUUUUUGCAACGUGUUGCCUGGGAAAUAGUAAGACGUUCAGUAGGUAAUAGACAUCAGUAUUUGUACCAUUUAAUCUCUUUAGUUUGUGGCCUUACAAGUUUAUGGUUUUAUGUUGGCGCCGGCAGCAGCCUUUAUGUAUGCCUGCAUGUUUUGAACUUGUGCUUAUUUCUGAAGUUGGCGCUAAGGUUAAAACUGAAAUAUACGGGUCCUUUGCUCUGUAUGUACACCAUAUUUUGUCAAUUAUUUUGCGAAUAUCUAUUGAAAUCUGAACAAUAUGAAAGCAUUAGGGGACCACAAAUGGUGGUGAGCAUGAAAUUGAUAUCGGUGGCCUUUGAAGUUCAAGAUGAAAAGGAAAAGUAUCAGUUGAUAACAUACUUGGGAUAUCUGCUAAGUCCGGCUUCUUUAAUAUUAGGACCCUGGGUGUCAUUAAAAGAUUACAGACCAGAUUUUAAUGUGAGGUUCAAAUUAAUGCCACAUUUGGGCAGAAUUCUCUUAAAUAUUUUAUUAGCUGUAACGUUUUUAAAUCUUUCCAACUGUAUUGUACCCUGGUUAAAGCAAUUAUUGAGCGCGGGACUGUGGUGGAGUACUUAUUUGGAAGCCUUCUCUGUACGUUGUAGCCAUUAUUUUGUUUGUUAUCUUUCACAGGCCACACUAAUGUCGGCCAAUACGAAUUCUUUGACAUUAAGCUCCUCGUCUUUGGCAUCUACUCAGACCAUAGUCAAUCCAUGGGCUAUAGAAUUUCCACGCUCUUUGUCCGAUGUUAUACGAAAUUGGAAUAUACCCAUGCAUUUGUGGCUGAAACAAAACAUAUUCAAUCGUUUACGUGCCACAAAAUAUCCGUAUUUUGUUGCCAUUUUUAUUACCUAUCUAGUAUCGUGUCUAGUACAUGGUUUCAACUAUAAAGUACAUUUGGUUUUAAUUUCCCUCAGUUGCUUUAGCUACUUUGAGAAUCUCCUGAGGCAUUGUUUAGCCCAAGUAUUCGAUGCCUGCAUAGAAUCAACCUGCUGUAAACAGAACUGCAAAUAUUUGCAUUGUCCACGUCGUAUGACGAAACAAUAUUUUACGCCUGCUUCGCUAUUAGUACGUUUAGUCAAUUUCUUAUUUAGUUUAAUAGUUGUCAUACAAUUGGCCUAUCUGGGGGUAAUGUUGAAUGCCACAUCGUCCAGCACUAUGACCAUAUUAGAGAUUUGGAACAAUAUGAAUUAUUUGGGUCAUAUAUUAGCCAUGCUAAUGUUUGUAUUUUAUAAAUGUAUUUAAAAUAUCAAAGAAAGGUUUUUUAGG